AUGGAGCCAUUCGUCCACAACACGCAGUAUUCCAUUUUGAUAUGCACAUUAUGUCAGUACGCCGUAUUAGCCAACGAAGCCACGGCGCAUUUGCGGAAUAACCAUCGGUCAAUCCCCGCCGAGGCCAGGAGCAAGGUCGCCGGAUUAGUCGGCGAUAUUCCCGGCAUCAUCCGCAGCCAGGCCGAUUUGCAGUCGUUUCAAUACCCAGACCCCACGGUCGAGCCAGUUGCCCAUAUCGCACCGCCCCGGGCGGACGGUUUGCGUUGCCACGCAUGCCGUUAUGUGUGCCGCCGCGUGCGAAACAUGCAGGAGCAUUGCCGGGCAGAACACCGGUGGGCGAAUGAUUGGCAGAAGGGGGGCAAUGUGCGCAAGAAAGCCACGGCAGUCAGAGAUUUGCCGUGGACAACAGGCGUGCCAUGCCAGCGUUUUUUUUUAACACGGGCCGCAAGCGGAUGGUUCGAGGUCGGGCGGGGGUUAGGGGUGGCCGUUCAAAGCGAGCCAUCGGGGCCGGGGACGGACGACACGGCGUGGUUCGUCACGUUGCACGAGAACCAAGAGAAGCGGUUCGAGGCCGACGCGCGCGAGGAGGUCAGUACAGUGGACGAAAAGUUGGAGCCGAACGGGUGGUUGUACCGCGUCGGGUGGACGAGGGAUUUGGAAGGGUUGAACAAGACGCAGUUACAGGAGGCCACGCGACCAAUUGAGGAUGGCGAGGAGACGUUAGAGGCCAUAUGGGCCGUGUUCAACAGCGUCGCCGACAAGGCAUGCGCAACAGCAGCACCGCACAAGGUCGGGCACGACGUGUUGUUCGAGGCGGAGCGGAAGGAGAUCGGCCAGAAGCCGGUGCGGCCAUUCGACAACCGCAUGGAGGACGACACGUGGCAGCGGUACAAGGAGGUUUGGCGUAAGAUGGUGAGCAUAUGGUUCCGCAUGGACGAGUGGCCGGAGCGCGAGCGGCCGCCGUAUCGGUUCACCAUGCGUCAGGGGUCGUUGUGGGAUGCGUUCACCAGCCGUGUCGAGGCGGAUGUCGGCAGCAGGCAGGCCGCGCAGGCGGAGGAGGUCGAGAGGAUGUGUUUGGACGCCAUCAUCGCCAUCAUCGAGGACCCGUACAAGCAGAGCCAAAAGGAGAGCGCGAUGAUCGGCGCGUUGGCGGUGUUGGGCAUCCGCGAGGACGGCGGGUGGCACCAGGCGACGGAGUACACGACGAAUUAUUCAGCCGUGAUCAAGGUGGCCAAGAUGUUCGUCGUGUACCAGGCGUGGUUGGAGCGGAAGGACGAGGUGGUGGCGUUGACGGCGACCAAAGGGGCCGAGGCGGCGUACGAAGAGGCCAGCAGCGUGUUCCAUUUGGUGCGCGACAAGGUGCGGCGGUUCAUGACGCGGAUGCCCGGGCGGCCGGACGACGAGCCCAGGGCGAUGAAUUGGAUUUACGACGCGCGCACGUACGGGAUGCAUAUCCGGUUUAACACGGUGGCGCCGGGGAUGGUGGAUUGGAGCGGCGACCGGAUAUCGUUCCGGCGGGUGCGGGUGCGGGUGUGCGAGUUGGCCGAGAUGUUCCACGGGGUAGCGCAGGAGGCGCGGACGUUGUUGGCGCAGUUGGCGGUGGUGGACGGGGAUGGGGAUAGGGAUAAUGAUCCCGACAGGGACGGGCACGGCGAUGGGUACGGAGGCCGAUCAGCGUUAGCAGCAGCGUUGCCCGCCAUCAGGUGGGACAGCAUGCACGACGACCACAGCCAGGACCGGCCGGGGUAUUCGUUUUUACACGACGACCGCAACGAGGCGUGGGUGGGCAAGGGGAAGGGGUGGAUCGCACGGCGCAUCGCAGAGUCGGAGGCACGGCGGCGGGCGUGGUUAGACCCAACGCGAGGGGCGGCGGCGGCGGCAGUGGCAGCAGCAGCAGCAGCAGCAGCAGGACAGGCGGAGGAGGUCACGUCCAACCGCAGCGAUAGCCACCACCCAUACCGCGAGAGGACGGUGCAGGCAUACAGACAGGCGUUGGAAUCGUUCCGGGAGCGGUUGUGGAUGUUGAUGCACAUGGUGGCAGGGCAGCCGGCGCGGGCGCCCGAGUUAGCAGGCAUCAGACACAGCAACACGGCCAACGGCGGGGUCAGGAACGUGUUCGCACACGACGGCAUGAUAUGUUUCGUCACGUCGUACCACAAGAAUUACCGCCAGACGGGGACGGCCAAGGUGAUACACCGGUAUUUGCCGCGCGAGGUCGGCGAGUUGUUGGUGUGGUAUUUAUGGUUAGUGUUGCCGUUUUGGCAGCAGGUAGGAGGCAUCAUCCAUCAGACGGACCGGAAGAGCGCAUUUUUAUGGGCGGACGACGUGGUUGUAAGGGGCAGGGCGGCGGGCGAGGCGAGCCGUGAUAACACCAGGGGCGACGAGCGCCGCAAUAACACCAAGGACAACGACGCCCGUGACAACACCGAGGACGACGACGCCCGUGACAACACCAUCACAGACGAGAGCGCCAACGCCACCCCCGGCCGGGCGCCGUGGACGGACGAACGGUUGUGGACGUCAGACAAGGCAAGGCGGAUCAUGCAGCAGCACAGCGAGCGGUUGGUCGGCAGCAAGAUCAACAUCAGCGGGUGGCGGCACAUGGCCGUCGCCAUCGCCAACCGGUAUUUGAACGAGGCGUUCGGACGGGCAGACGACAAAAACAACGACAACGACGACAACGACGACGACAUAGGCGUCGAGGACAGCGCAUUGGAUUUGCAGGCCGGGCACGGCACGCACGUGGCGGGGAUGAUAUACGGGCGGUUGUACCAGGAGGCACCGUUCGGCACGGCGGCGUUGCGGGACAGGUUCCGGGCCGUCAGCCGGCAGUGGCACCGGUUGUUGGGGUUCGGGGCGGAGGACCGGGGCGGCGGGGCACCCACCAAGCGGCGGCGGACGGCGACGACGGCGGCGGACGAGGAGUUCGAAGGGCAGCGGCGGCGGCGGUUCACGCGGUUGCAGUUAGCCAACGCCGGCGGGCAGUUGCGGCAGAUGAUGGGGGACCCGCGGGCGGCGUUCCGCGGCCAGCAGGAGCGGGUCAUCCGGUCGAUCAUGCGCGGGGACGACCCGAUCGUGCAGGUGACGGGCACGGGCGGCGGCAAGAGUUUGUCGUUCAUGUUGCCGGCGUAUUGCGCACCGGACGGGGUGACGAUCGUCGUGACGCCGUUGGUGGCGUUGCGCACCGACAUGGACGCGCGGUGUUCGAGGUCGGGGUUGGCGUCGACAACGUGGCGCGGCGGCGGGCGGGCCAACACGGCCGCAGCAACGGUGGUGUUCGUGACGCCCGAGUCGGCCGUCACGCAGGGAUUCCGGGAUUUCGUCGGGCGGUUGCAGCGGCGGCAGCAGUUGGACCGGGUGGUGUUGGACGAGUGCCACGUCGUGUUGGAUGGGUCGAGGGGGUUCCGGCCGGCGUUGCGGGCGUUGGGGCGGACGGUGCAGGAGUUCGGGGCGCAGUUGGUGUGUUUGACGGCGACGUUGCCGCCGGCGGAGGAGCGGGAGUUUUUCGCCGUGACGGGGAUCCGGCAGGAGCGGGUGCGGGUGUUCCGCGAGGCGACGACGCGGAGGAAUAUCGAGUAUGGGGUUGUUGUCGUUGCGUUAGGGUCAGGGGGUGGGGGUCGUGGUCGUGGUCGUGGUGCGGCAAGCCACAGGCGCCGGGCAGAGUCAGGGUUAGGGUUAGGGUCAGGUCGGGAGGGUGAGGACGGCGAGUUGAGCGCCGUCGAGGAGCGCGGUUGCCAGGAGGUCAGGGAUUGGUUGCGGCAGCAGCCACGCGGCAAGGCGGUGGUGUACAGCAGCACGAUCGAGGGCGUCGAGCGGAUGGCCGAGGCGUUGGGGUGCGCAGCGUUCCACAGCAGCAUCGGCAGCACGGAGGACAAGGCGUCGAGGUUGGAGGCGUGGAGGAUGGGCGACGGCGCCGAUGGGGGCGUCAUCGUGGCGACGAACGCGUUGGGGUUAGGCAUCGACGUGCCGGACGUGCGGUUGGUGGUCCACGCGGGCAUGCCGCGGCGGUUGCGGGAUUUCGUCCAGGAGAGCGGGCGUGCCGGGCGAGACGGCCAGCCAAGCCGGUCGGUUGUUAUAUGCAGUAGGGCAGCCGUGGAGGAGAAGGAGAAGGAGAAGCAGAAGGAGAAGGAGGCAGGGGAGGCAGAGAAAGAUGGGAGGGCAGCCGGAGGGGGAUGGGAGGUGUCAACAAGGACAUACAUCAGGGGAGAGGUAUGCCGGCGGAUUGUGUUAGACGAGGUCAUGGACGGGCGGGUGGACCGUCCAGGGUGCGAGGAGGGCGAAGAGGCAUGCGACAUAUGCCGGCAGAGGGCGUCGGAGGUGAUGUGGGUAGACGACGGGGAUGGAGAUAUGGAUAGGGACAAGGACGGGGAUAGAGAGGGACAUGGAGCCAGAGAAGACGAAGAGAUCAGGGCCGCGUUCGAGACCAGUCAGCAAGCCAGGCAGUUCCGCCAGUGGCAGGCCAGGGCAGAGCGUUCAGGGUUAGGGGAGGAGGGGGAGACGUUCAAGCAGCAGUUGGCGCGGUGGGCGGGACGGUGCACGUAUUGCGGGAUACGCCGGAGAGAGAGCGACGGGCACACGUUAGACGAUUGCCCAGGCCGCGGGGAGCAGGCGUGGGGGUGGACGGCGCAGUACAGGAGGCAGAUGGAAGAGGCCAUGUUCGACGGACGGAUGAUGGAGAAUUUCAGCAGUUGUUUCCAUUGCGGAUUGCCGCAGGGUUGGUGUCGGCGAUGGGAGCCGUUGGGCGAGGACGGCGGGCGGUUCACGGAGGUCGAGGGCGGUUCAUGCCAGUACCAAGGGUUGAUGGUUACGAUGUUCGCCGUCGCAACGAUCGGUGUGGGGUCGAGGGUGUACGAGGAGACGGUGAGGGCGAUGCGCAGAGCGGACGGGUUAGAGGAGUGGGCGUCGAGCGAGAAGGAGGUAUAUAAGUGGCAGUAG
Molecule: messenger RNA, 4935 nt
Organism: Colletotrichum siamense
Lineage: Eukaryota; Fungi; Ascomycota; Sordariomycetes; Glomerellales; Glomerellaceae
Product: Bloom syndrome protein-like protein
Exons: 2
Coding region: 1-4935 (1644 amino acids)
Biological process (GO): double-strand break repair via homologous recombination
Cellular component (GO): chromosome; cytoplasm
Molecular function (GO): four-way junction helicase activity; ATP binding; nucleic acid binding
Source: RefSeq, a predicted model, not a curated record